AUGCUGGCCUGUUCGCAGGAGGGCACAGAGGCUGCUGGCACACCGGCUGUGCGAGUGGGAGACAAAAUCUCCUCCGAACACCUGGGAAUCUCAGCCACUGCAGCGGCUCCUUCCUGCUCGAGGCGAGGCGUGCACAGCCCCACGCGCUCUGCAGGCAGCAAUUCGCUUACCUGCACCAGAGCUUCGACAGGUCAGAUCCCCGGCCUGGCGCGGGGCACCGGGGCCAGCGGACAGUUCACCCGAACACUGACGGCCCCUCCACCCCGCUCGGCCGGGCCCCCAGUCCCACGCUCGGCCGGGACGCCGUCCCGCCCGGAUACCCGGACCGCCCGGAUCCCUGCCCCUCUGGGAGGCCCCCCACCCCCGCGCCGGGACCCCAGCCGGGAGACCCGCUCCGCGGAGCGCGGGGCCCCACCCACGGGCACUGGAAAACCACCGGCCCCAGAAUGCAGCGCGGCAGAGAGACCGGCGCGCGGGCCCGAGGCGGCGCGGGUUCCGGUCCGCGGAGCGUGGUUCCCGGCGGAAACCGUUCCGCAGCAGAGGGCCCGCGCGCUCGGUUCCGGGCCGCACCCCGCCCCUCCCGCGGACCCGGAGCCCGCGGGCGGAAACCCGAGCUGCGAGCCGUCUCCUCCCCCGACGCGGCGGCCGCGGGAGCCUGCGAUCCACGCCCCGCCCCGGGCCAGGUCCCCGGGUUGCCCAGACGACGGCGCAAGCCUGCGGGGGCGGUUCCCGGGGUUCCCGUUCCGCCUCCCCCGCGAAUGGCUGCUCGGCCGGCGAGCGGCCGCGCCCUUCCCGCCCCGCCGGCCGUCCGCCCGGCGUCCCGCGUCCAGCGUCUGCGCCGCUCCCGAGGGCGGUGCCCGUCUAGAGGACCCCGGCGCAGCCGGCCCGACCCCGUGCCCUGUCUGCUGCGCGUGCGAGGGGGACCCGGGCUGGCCGGCGGCCUCCUCACUGCCCGCGCCGCUGGAGACCGGGUCUGUCGCAGACCCGGCGAGCCCAGCCGGCCACACGCUUGCUGAGGGCCGGCUGCUCCGGCGCCAGCGUGCAGGCGUGGACACGCUUGUCCCCCGAAUGGCCCCGAGAUGCGUCCUCUCACCGUCCCCACUUCACAAAAGGACGGGUGGGUGGCCAGCGGCCUUCCCAAAGCCAGGAGUUGCGCCCCUCGCCUCCCCGGCAGCCGCCUUCUAA
Messenger RNA from Enhydra lutris kenyoni (northern sea otter), 1185 nucleotides. Its product is annotated as proline-rich protein 2-like. The transcript is spliced from 3 exons. The record is from RefSeq and is a predicted model, not a curated record. Lineage: Eukaryota; Metazoa; Chordata; Mammalia; Carnivora; Mustelidae. Bases 1 to 1185 code for a protein of 394 amino acids.